AUGCCUCGCCAAAGCCGCCAAGCCUCCAGCGCCGCUACCAACGCAUCGUCCUCCACCGCCGGAUCCUCUCCGCCGGCUGCUUCUCCGGCUGCUUCUACGCCGCCGCCCGCGAGCGGAGCCGGCUCAUCUGCUGCUGCCGCCGCCGCCGCCGCCGCCGGCUCGCCCGAACAAGUCCCGGCCGACCGCGAGCUGCAACACCUCUGCCCAGGCACCGGUUGCAACACCAACCUCUUCUUAAAGGAAAAUAUCCACAAAGACAGGGCCGACUACUGUACCACGCCUGCAGGAACUUUAGCGCCGGUACCUGCGCGCCUUUUGAUCAAGUACCCCGGAAAGGUCUGCUGGCUCUGCGCCUCCGAGUUCGAGGUCGGCGAAGUGGUGUGGGCAUACACCACCCCAGACGUGGAACGCCCGGCGUGUUACAUAAACUGGUGCCUCAACGAGGACGCCUGCAUCAUCCUCAAGGAGGAGGGCGCCCCGGUCAACGUUAGGCUUGCCGGCGAGGACGACGUUGCAAAGCGCUGCAGUGACUGCAAACGUGCCGACUCGACCAUACUGGACACGGACCAGUUAAUCGCCAAGUCCACCCAGCCCUGCCACGUCGACCAACCCCUUCCAUCUCCUCCGUCCAAUGACACAUGCGAUGUUUUGUACGGGGGCGAGCACUACCGAACUUUGAAAUUUAAUCCAUGA
Messenger RNA from Ectocarpus siliculosus, 693 nucleotides. The record is from the annotation of a GenBank genome assembly. NCBI's taxonomy places the organism in Eukaryota, Phaeophyceae, Ectocarpales, Ectocarpaceae.